This is a messenger RNA of Lathyrus sativus (Indian pea), 348 nucleotides long. NCBI's taxonomy places the organism in Eukaryota, Viridiplantae, Streptophyta, Magnoliopsida, Fabales, Fabaceae. The record is from the annotation of a GenBank genome assembly.
AUGACUACACUUCAAAGUCAGGGUGGAAAAGCUUCUGCUUUCAAGAGAUGGGGUAGAAAAGGCCCUUUUCUUAGAUAUGGUCUGCCCAUGAUCUCUCUUACUGUUUUUGGUGCUCUUGGCCUUGGCCAUCUUUUGCAGGGCAGCAAGGACAUUGCAAGGGUAAAAGAUGAUAAGGAAUGGGAAAUAAUUGAAGCCAGAAAAACACUGUUUAGAACAGGACCAGUAAAUGCAUAUAAGCCAAAAAAGAUUUCAUUGGAGGAUGAACUUAAGGAUUUGCAACAAAAGGUAGACAUUAAUGACUACGAGUACAAGACUAUUCCUAAACCAAAUGAAGACAGGCGGAUCUAG